CGUGGCGUCGGGCCCCUCCCCUUUCCCGCGUCACGGCCUUGGCCCCUCCCCCGUGCCUCCGCCGAGGGCCUCGGGUAUAAAAGGCGGCGGGGCCGGCGUUGCUCUCCGCUGGCGGCCCUUCCGUCCAAGAUGAGCUACACGCUGGAGACGCUGGGCGUCGGCGGCGGCUCUUCCUACCGGCGGAUGGCCGAGAGCCGGAGCUCUGCCUUCAGCCGGGCCAGCGUCUCCCCGUCGAGCGGCUUCCGAUCGCAGUCGUGGUCGCGGAGCUCUCCCAGCACGGUCUCGUCGUCGUACAAGGCCCGCAAUGUGGUCUCGAUGGGCCGGGGCUCGUACGGCUCGGCGGCGGGGCUGAGCUCCGCGGAGAGCCUGGAGCUGAGCCAGACCUCGCUCUUUAACGGCCUGGCGCCGUCGGAAGGGAAGCGCUCCAGCGAGAAGGAGCAGCUGCAGGGCCUGAACGACCGCUUCGCGGGGUACAUCGAGAAGGUGCACUCCCUGGAGCAGCAGAACAAGGAGCUGGAGGCCGAGAUCGCGGCGCUGCGGCAGAGGCAGGCCGGCCGGGGCCAGCUGGGGGAGGCCUUCGAGCAGGAGCUGCGGGAGCUGCGCGGGGCCCUGGAGCAAGUCAGCCACGAGAAGGCGGCGCUGCAGCUGGACUCGGAGCACCUGGAGGAGGACCUCCAGCGCCUCAAGGAGCGCUUCGAGGACGAGGCCCGGCUCCGCGACGAGACCGAGGCCGUGACCAGGGCCCUCCGCAAAGACGUCGAGGAGGCCGCGCUGCUCAAGGUGGAGCUGGACAAGAAGGCCCAGGCCCUGCAGGACGAGGUGGCCUUCCUCCGCGGGAACCACGAGGAGGAGGUGGCCGAGCUCCUGGCCCAGAUCCAGGCCUCCUCCUCGACGGAGCCCCGCAAGGACUACCUGAAGAGCGCCUCCACCACCGACCUCUCGGCCGCCCUCAAGGAGAUCCGCUCCCAGCUGGAGUGCCACUCCGACCACAACAUGCUCCAGGCCGAGGAGUGGUUCCGCGGGCGCUACGCCAAGCUGACCGAGGCCGCCGAGCAGAACAAGGAGCAGAUCCGCUCCGCCAAGGAGGAGAUCGCCGAGUACCGCCGCCAGCUACAGGCCAAGAGCAUCGAGCUCGAGUCCGUCCGCGGCACCAAGGAGUCCCUCGAGCGGCAGAUCAACGACAUCGAGGAGCGCCACAACCACGACCUCGCCACCUACCAGGACACGAUCCAGCAGCUAGAAAAUGAGCUGAGAGGUACAAAAUGGGAAAUGGCGCGCCACUUGAGGGAAUAUCAGGAUCUCCUCAAUGUCAAGAUGGCUCUCGACAUUGAAAUUGCCGCAUACAGGAAACUUCUUGAAGGUGAAGAAACAAGAUUCAGUGCCUUCUCUGGCAGCAUCACUGGGCCAACAUUCACACACAGGCAACCUUCAGUAACAAUAUCAACAACCAAAAUCCAGAAAUCUAAAGCCGAACCUCCAAAGCUAAAGGUCCAACACAAAUUUGUAGAAGAAAUCAUUGAAGAAACCAAAGUAGAAGAUGAGAAAUCUGAACUGGAUGAGGCCCUUGCAGCUAUGGCUAAAGAACUGGCUGGUGGAGCAGUGCCUGAGGAAGAGAAGGAGGAAGAGGAGGAAGAAGGAGAGGCUGUAGAAGAGGAAAUAGUGGCAGAGGAAAAGGCUGCGGUUGAAGCAGCAGCCCCAGAAGCUGAGGAAGAAGGAGGAGAGGAGGAGGAGGAAGGUGAAGAAGAAGGAGAUGCAAAGUCUGAUGAAGCAGAAGAAGGUGGAUCUGAAAAAGAAGAAGAUAAGAGUGAAAAGGAAGAGGGUGAGGAAGAAGCUGAAGAGGAGACAGCUGAGGAAGAAGGUGAGGGAGAUGAAGCUAAGAGCAAGGAAGGAAAGGAGGUUCCAGAAGAAGAGGAGAAAGCAGGCUCACCAGCAAAGGAAGGAUCUCCCGAGAAAGCAGGAACGCCAGAAAAAGCAAAGUCUCCAGAGAAAGAGAAAGCUGGGACCCCAGAAAAGGCAACCUCUCCUAAGAAAGCUGGAACUCCUGAGAAGGGCUCUCCUGAAAAACCUGGAACUCCAGAGAAAGGGUCCCCUGAGAAGGCAGGGACUCCAGAGAAAGCACCUUCUCCAGAGAAAGCAGGAACCCCAGAGAAAGCCUCUCCAGGAAAAGCAGGAACACCAGAGAAAGCCUCUCCAGAAAAAGCAGGAACACCAGAGAAAGCCUCUCCAGAAAAAGCAGGAACACCAGAGAAAGCCUCUCCAGAAAAAGGGGGGACUCCAGAGAAAGCUGGGACCCCAGAGAAAGCAACCUCUCCAGUGAAAGCAGGGACUCCAGAGAAAGCAACUUCUCCAGAAAAAGCAGGGACCCCAGAAAAAGCAGCUUCUCCAGCAAAAGCAGGAACUCCGGUGAAAGAAGAGAUCAUCUCAGUCACCAAGGCAGAAAAAGUUGGUGCAGGGAAAGAAACAAAAGAGGAAAAGAAAGAAAAGAGUGAGAAAGCUUCAAAGGAAUCCACCAAAGAAGAUAUUGCAGUCAAUGGAGAGGUAGAAGAUAAAGGAGAGGAGGAAGACUCCAAGACAAAGCAAGUUGAGGAGGAAGAUAAAGGGGUUGUCACCAAUGGUCUGGAUGUGAGCCCCAUUGAGGAGAAGAAAGGGAAGAGCGAUGAGAAAGUUGUAGUAACCAAAAAAGUAGAGAAAAUCACAAGCGAAGGGGGUGAUGGAACCACUACGUAUAUCACAAAGUCUGUGACGGUCACACAGAAGAUGGAAGAGCAUGAAGAGACGGUUGCAGAGAAAUUAGUGUCCACCAAGAAGGUAGAGAAGGUCACUUCUUCACAUGCUGUAAUGAAAGAAGUUAAGGAGAGUGACUAGAAUAAUCUUUUUCCCCCUUUCCUUCUAAAGAGCUUGGGUCGGUGCAAAAGGUUAAGCCAUAUGACAGCUGCAAAAUGCAUGUAAGUGACGGCUUCUAAGCAGAACGGGUUCUCUCGUGAAGUCUCCAAAACACUCUUCCUUUAUUUCUUAUUCUUAUUCUUAUUAUUGUGCAAUACCCAGGGAUCAGGCGGGGGGGAAAUGCAUGCACACCCGAUGUGCUCCCUCUGCAGAACUUGGGGAAUUAAACAAAAAUGCAUGAGCUGUUAUUCUUACAGAGGAACUUGCUGAGUUUCCUAAGCUGCUGAUGGGACGGAACGUCUUAAGAUGUAUUAUGCAAAGAAUCAACUGAGCCAAAUACAAACAAACAAUAACAAAAGAAUGAAUGAAAAAUGAUAGUAAUACCCCCAAACUCUCCUAGCCUUAAGCUAUUUAAUAAUUAUGUUUACCUCACUGGUGCAAUUAAAGAGGGAUGUUUGUUCAUGGGAGAACCUACCUUGACAUGCACAGUAUGCAACCUUUUGUUGUUUGAUGUAAAGCAGUCACAGCUGUUCAUGCUCAAUAAAGGUCAUAUUGGAAACAUG
This is a messenger RNA of Sceloporus undulatus (fence lizard), 3446 nucleotides long. RefSeq names its product neurofilament medium chain (gene NEFM). Lineage: Eukaryota; Metazoa; Chordata; Lepidosauria; Squamata; Phrynosomatidae. Gene Ontology annotation, cellular component: axon; intermediate filament; postsynaptic intermediate filament cytoskeleton. Gene Ontology annotation, biological process: neurofilament bundle assembly. Gene Ontology annotation, molecular function: structural constituent of cytoskeleton. The coding region runs from base 130 to 2865 and encodes 911 amino acids. The transcript is spliced from 5 exons. The record is from RefSeq and is a predicted model, not a curated record.